AUGCCACGGCGUCGGGACCAACCCGGGCCUGGGCACUAUGAGAUCCCGCACUUCCUCUCUCAGAGCACGAGAGGGGCAAGCCUGAAGAUUGGCAAUCGCGUGGGAAAUCAGUCGGAGCUCUUUCCCGGACCAACGGACUAUGUGUCCCCUUCUGGGUGCCCCACCGAGAAGAAGUCGAAACACAUCAGGUUUGGCACGGCCAAGCGCUUCGGGAGGACUGGUGAGGACACUCCCGGACCUUGUCAGUACACACCACACAAUCCCACAGCCACAUCGGAGCGACGAAGCAUUGGCGAACGGACUCACAUGAAGCUGCCAGGGGUGGCAGAUGCAACACCUGGUCCUGGUGCCUACACGCCGCUCAAGGCAGCGGUGCGAAGCCCGGGGACAGCCUUUCACCGAGGCUCCCCGAGGUCGUUCACCACCCCAUUGAUAGAGGGCCCAGGCCCUGCAGCAUAUAUGACGGACAAGGACUCCAAACUGGCCGCCAACAGCAACGGCUUCGGCUAUGGGCCUCGACUACAAGGUCUGUCUGAUGACAACACGCCUGGUCCUGGGUCCUACAGUUGGGACCUGAAGCCUUAUGGUCCGAAGAUAAGUAUGACUCCCAGAAGGGAGUAUGAAUGA
Symbiodinium pilosum is the source of this 627-nucleotide messenger RNA. NCBI's taxonomy places the organism in Eukaryota, Dinophyceae, Suessiales, Symbiodiniaceae. The record is from the annotation of a GenBank genome assembly.